Suillus fuscotomentosus is the source of this 409-nucleotide messenger RNA. RefSeq lists its product as uncharacterized. Bases 16 to 309 code for a protein of 97 amino acids. The record is from RefSeq and is a predicted model, not a curated record. The transcript has a single exon. Lineage: Eukaryota; Fungi; Basidiomycota; Agaricomycetes; Boletales; Suillaceae.
GGAGUGCUGCUAAACAUGUGGUGCGACUAUCUGGCCAGCAGGCACGGGCAAAUCAGCCAUCGCUCAACCGAUUGCCAAGGGUUCGGUGACAUGGGAGUGCUCGAUUCAUGUUUCUGCUUUGACAAGGCCGAGAAACGUCAUGAAAAAGCUUUCUCCACCAUCGUUCAUGACCUAGCUGAUCGUGAUGCGGAGAUGAGAAGAGCAUGGGCGGAUGCGCUCAAAAUUUCCAUUUCACUGAAGAACUCGAAGGAUAUUUCCCAGCAGUGGGAGAAACUUCUUAUGAAACUAUUGAAGAAAUUCCCUACGUGAAGUGUGGGACCUGUCUUGAUUGUGAUCGAAACGCUGGACGAAAGCGGCGGAGUGGAGACGCGGCGGGACCUUCUCCGCAUACUUGCCAACACACUUCAGA